AUGGAUAUUCCAAACAAUCAAAGUUCUGGAAAUGAAAAUGUCACUCAAUCUUCCACUCCUAAUACCGAAACCUCUUCUCCCACCCCGGCUUCUUCAUUGCGUGGUAAAUCUGAUCCUGCAUGGGCACAUGUUGCCUACAAAAAAGAGGGGACACAAACUAUAUAUACAUGUCUUUUUUGUGGUAAUAAUUAUAGAGGAGGUGGGAUAAACAGAAUGAAACAACAUCUUGCUGGUAUUACUGGUCAAAUAGCUUCAUGCAAAAAAGUUUCACAUGAUGUGCGUCAUAGAAUGAUAGAGUCUUUGAAAGAAUGUUCAAAGAAAAAGGCUAUUGAAAACAUAGAUGAGGACCUAGAAGAAACCCAUGUUGAUUCUCCAAUUACUAUGAGUAGUGGGACGAAGAGGAGAGCUCCUGGGAGUUUGGACAAUUACUUUGCUCCUAGGACAGCUCUUGAUUCCCAACCAGGCAUUAAAAGUGCAUUAGCAACUAAAGAAGCAAAACACAAUGUGAAAAUGUUGAUUGCUGAAUGGGCUAUUGUAAACUGUAUUCCAUUCAAGGCAUUUGAUUGCCCUUUAUUUCAAAAAGCUGUGGAUGGUAUUGCUUCAAUUGGGCCUGGGUUUAAAGCUCCUAGUGCUUAUGAUUUCAAAACUAAUUUAUUGAGUGAUUGGAGAAAAGAAUGUCAGUUACUCAUUGAGAGCCAUCGAGCUAAAUGGAAAAACAACGGUUGCACACUCAUGGCUGAUGGAUGGACUGACAUUAGACAACGGACUUUGAUAAACUUUUUGGUGUAUUCUACACAUGGUAUGGUGUUUGUGAAGUCUGUUGAUGCAUCAGAUUUAGUUAAAGAUGCCAAAACUCUAUUUACUCUAUUCUGUGAAGUCAUUGAGUGGGUUGGUCCUAAGAACAUUGUCCAUGUAGUGACUGACAAUGCAGCCAAUUAUGUAGCAUGUGGUAGGCUGAUUAAGGAAAAAUAUAAAAAUAUUUAUUGGUCGCCUUGUGCUGCUCAUUGUUUGAAUCUUGUAUUGAAAGAUUUUUCCAGCAUGCCUCAUGUGUCAGACCUUGCAUCAAAAGCCUCAAAGAUAACAAUUUUUGCAUACAACCAUAUGGUUUUCCUCUCAUGGUUGAGGAAAAGACCGAGUUGGAAAGAAAUUGUACGUCCUGGUGCCACAAGAUUUGCUACUACAUUUAUUAUGUUGCAUAGUAUAUAUAUGCACAAAAAUGACUUGCAAGCUCUAGUUGUUGAUAAGCAUUUUGUGGAUCACAAAUUAUCCAGGACUGAGGCAGGAAAAAAUUUUAGUGCCCUCAUAUUAGAUAAUCGGUUUUGGAAUGAUUGUUAUCAAGUUGUGAAGAUUGUGUCGCCUCUCAUAAAGUUGUUGAGAAUUGUGGAUUCAGAUGAGAAGCCUUCAUUGCCUUAUGUUUAUGAAGGCAUGCGAAGGGCAAAAGUGGCGAUUAAAGAGAUGUUUAAAAGGAACAAGGAGUUGUAUAAGCCCUACACAAGCAUCAUUCAAGCUCGAUGGGACAGGCAUUUGAAGACUAAUCUUCAUGCAGCAUCAUAUUUGUUAAAUCCUGCAAUCACAUAUGAUCCAGAUUGUCCUAGUAAGUCAAAGUUAAUGAUGGCGUUGAUUGAUGUGGUGGAGUCUUACUCAGAUGAAGAUGUUGAUGGCUUUCUGGUAAUGAAACAAGCAACUACUUAUCGUGAAGGCAAGGAAUCUUUUAGUAGACCCUCAUGUCAAAAAGCUGCACAAAAAUUAGACCCUUAUGAAUGGUGGACAUAUUAUGGUUGUUCAGUUCCAGAAUUGCAGCGUGUUGCAAUGCGUAUUCUUAGUCAAACUUCUGCUUCUUCUGGUUGUGAGAGGAAUUAG
This is a messenger RNA of Neltuma alba, 1860 nucleotides long. RefSeq lists its product as uncharacterized. Gene Ontology annotation, molecular function: protein dimerization activity; DNA binding. Lineage: Eukaryota; Viridiplantae; Streptophyta; Magnoliopsida; Fabales; Fabaceae. The transcript is spliced from 2 exons. The coding region runs from base 1 to 1860 and encodes 619 amino acids. The record is from RefSeq and is a predicted model, not a curated record.